Mizuhopecten yessoensis (Yesso scallop) is the source of this 660-nucleotide messenger RNA. RefSeq lists its product as uncharacterized. Lineage: Eukaryota; Metazoa; Mollusca; Bivalvia; Pectinida; Pectinidae. The record is from RefSeq and is a predicted model, not a curated record. The coding region runs from base 1 to 660 and encodes 219 amino acids. The transcript is spliced from 2 exons.
AUGAGUACUCAGAAGUAUACCAUGGACGUCCAGGGACAGACAAUUAUCAACCUCCAGCACACCGUUACCAGUCUACAGGGUAACAUGAAUACUCAGAAGUAUACCAUGGACGUCCAGGGACAGACAAUUAUCAACCUCCAGCACACCGUUACCAGUCAGCAGUCGGCCAUUGCAACAAUAACACAAAGAGGUUUCGUAGGAGGAGAAUACUACAAUCACUCUGGUGGAGCUGCGAAUUUCUUGUGUAUGCCGGAGGUCCCCACGCCUGGACAGAGCCACUAUAAUACAUAUCCAGGCUUCAUAUACGGCGCCGAAAUUCAACGAGGGUAUGACCUGUUUGGCCUCCCGCAGAAUGACGAAGAUGUUUCUUGUGCUGUUUGCAGAAACUCCGUUCACGCCACCUCAGUUAUGAUCCCCGGGAGGACAACGUGUUUCCCGGGCUGGGUUGAGGCUUACAGUGGCUUUAUUGUCGCUGGCUACCCAGAUCAUCCUUCGAACACAGACUACAUAUGUAUGGAUGGACAUCCACAGCCAGUUCCGGGUGGACAGGGGGACGAUGAUGGAGUACUGCUCCGUCCUGUGGUGACCAAGUGUGGGUCUCUGCCAUGUCCUCCAUACGAGAACGACAAAUUGGUGCCUUGUGUUGUUUGCAUGAUGUGA